Messenger RNA from Stegodyphus dumicola, 2253 nucleotides. Its product is annotated as putative chitinase 10. Gene Ontology annotation, cellular component: extracellular region. NCBI's taxonomy places the organism in Eukaryota, Metazoa, Arthropoda, Arachnida, Araneae, Eresidae. Gene Ontology annotation, molecular function: chitin binding. Gene Ontology annotation, biological process: carbohydrate metabolic process. The record is from RefSeq and is a predicted model, not a curated record.
AUGCAUUUAGCUCCUAAGUCAGCUGUCUUUAUUAACUGCACCAAAGAUGAAAGAAUAGCCGUUCCCAGCGAAUGUGAGUUUUUUAUUCAGUGCAUUAAAGGUGAAGCAACCAUUCGCUUCUGUCCUUAUCUGCAUCACUAUAACGAAGAAAAGAAAAGUUGCCUUCCACAGUGUCUAGCCUAUUGCGACCAGACAUUAGCUGAAGAAUGUGGCUGGAAAUCAAAUAAUGCGCUCAGAACAGACUACAGAUGCAUUAAGGAUGGAUUACAUCCUAACCCUGAAAACUGUGAAAGCUACGUUCACUGUUAUGAUGGAUUGCCGAAGCCUUACUCUUGCCCUAAAGGACUGCAUUUUAAUGAAGAAACAGAGCGUUGUGAGUCACCAUGUGAUGCCCAUUGUGAUGACAAUCUGACGGAAGAAUGUGGCUGGAAGGCUCCUUAUUUCAGAUGUCCUUCCGAAAACGGUGAUUUUGGAGACUUACACGAUUGUUCCAUUUAUUAUUCCUGUGAAAAUAAUAUACCGAUAAUUCGAAAAUGUCCAACUGGAAAACUUUUUCAUUACCUUUCAAGAAAAUGUGUGGACAAUUGGCAAGCUAAGUGCAUCUUCCAUUGUCCAGAAAAAGACGGCAAAUUUGCAUAUCGAAUCGAUUGCCGAAAAUAUAUUCAGUGCACAAAUAACCAUCCUGUGGUGAAGCGAUGCCCUCCAGGGGAAGCGUUUGAUCCGAGCAGACUUGAAUGUGUGGCCAGGGAAGAAACUUCUUGUGCUAGAGGAUCCAUUCAAGACCACAGCAGGCCUCAUUUUCGCUUCAGAUGUCCUGCACCUAUGGGAAUGUUCCCUAACGUAGAAGCAUGUGACAUGUAUUGGGACUGUGUUUAUCUUAUUCCUAUGUUACGAUCCUGCGGAAAAAAACUCUUCAACCCAGAGACCAGAAAAUGUGACGAACCAAAUAAUGUGUCUUGUCCUCCAUAUAAAUCUCAAAGAAAGGUAGUUUGCUACUUCGAAAACAACGCCGCGUAUCCUAGAGUUCUGACACCAGAAGAUAUGGAUCCUUACUUGUGUACCCAUAUUCACUACACAUACGCACAUCUAGAUCCCAAAACUCUGCGGAUAAUUCCCUCCUUUCGGAGUCGUGAUAUAUACCUGCAUUUUUAUAAACGACUCAUAAGCCUUAAGAGAAUGAAUCAAAAUCUUAAGAUACUCUUGAGCUUAGGAGGCUGGGAAGACAGUCACAAUACUGAGAAAUAUUCUGAGCUGAUAGGUGACUGUAAAUAUUGGAUUCCGUUUGCAAAAGAUGCCAUUGUCUUCUUGAAGAAAUACGGAUUUGAUGGACUUGAAAUUGAUUGGGAAUUUCCAGUUUGCAGUGUCCCACCUUGCAGUUUAAACAGCGCACUGAAACGGGAAGAGAAAUUAAAUUUUUCUUUUUUCCUAAACGUUAUUAGAACAGUGUUCAACGAUGAAGGAGGGAGGUCAUUGAUUCUAUCAGUAAAAGUAGCUGGCAAACCAGAUAUAGCUAGAGUGGCUUAUGAUGUGGAAACUAUCAGCAAAUCUGUAGAUUAUAUUGUCGUCAUGGUGUACUUACUACCAGGGGAAAACCAAACUGUAACUAUGCCUCCUUCGAGAUUGUAUCCAAGAUGGGAACCCGGUCAUUUGUUUGAGGAUGCGGCUUCCAUGAUGCAGUUUUGGAGCGAACAAGGAGUUCCGCGACAGAAACUGAUUUUGGGCGAAAGAGCGACCGGAAGAAGGUACCGCUUACAGGAUGAAAAAUCUCAUGGCAUAUAUGCUAAUAUAUUACCGCAACCACUACCUAAAGAUAUAAGUUAUUAUGAAGUAUGUGAGCUUUUAGGUGAACCUCACUGGAAUAAGGUCUAUGAUGCAAAUUCUGGACCUUACAUUUACAGGAGAGAUUCUUGGAUAGGUUAUCAAAAUCCGAUAUUUCUAGAUGAGAAAUCUGAUUUCGCUUUCUUUUUCUAUGGCGGUAUUGCUCUGACUAGCUCAUUAUCUGACGAUUAUUCUGGACACUGUUGUCGCAUUCGCAAUCCCCUCCUGAAAGCACUUAUCUACCGUUUCCUUGAGCUGGGAAGACCACCAAGCACAUUUGGAUGUCCAUAACUGAAGAAUAUAUUUCAUAAGACUAACUUAAGUACUUAAUAAAUAUUUAUUUUUGAGACGAAACGUGUAUACUUCAAUAUUCUAAGAACGACCGCAGCAUAACAUGUUCUGUUAUAUUCUUACGCAUUUUCAGUGAACAACAAA